Molecule: messenger RNA, 1019 nt
Organism: Pocillopora verrucosa
Lineage: Eukaryota; Metazoa; Cnidaria; Anthozoa; Scleractinia; Pocilloporidae
Source: RefSeq, a predicted model, not a curated record
AUGACCCAAACUAACGUAUAUCUCCCAAUUUAUCACAACAGAUCUCGUAACUUGAAAAGGAGCCUCGGAUAUGGAGAGAUGACAACACGCAACUUCAAAUCAGCACGCCUAAGAAGUAAGUUGGUUAGAAAUGGAUUUGGAAGCACGCUCAAUGGCACGAUUUCACAGACGUCCAAUUCACAUUCAUCAGGUAAACGCGGAAGAAAACGCUGCGGUGGUUACGGCUUUGGUGGCUGUGGCGGCUGUGGUGGCCUCGGCGGCUACGGUGGCUAUGGUGGAUUCGGUGGCUGCGGUGGCUACGGUUUCGGUCUGGGUGGGUUAUGUGACUGGUGUGCUGAUGGUACCAUGUGCGCAAACUGCAAGGGAGGCUUUGGACCACCUAUAGGAUGUGGGGGCUGCAACUGUGGAUGUUCCCCGAGUCUUACAUUCCCCUGUGUGUUUGGCGCUUCUGUCAACAAUCCAGGCUGUGAGUGCUGUAAGAAGAAGCCUCCCAAAGGAAAAUGUAUCUGGCCAUGCAUGUGGCCAUGCUGCUGCGAGUGCGAUCCACCUAAGUUCAAGUUUAAGCCUCUGGAGCCCAAGCCAGUGUGCCACUGUCCACACAAGCGUUACUACAGAUUACACCAAUCACAAACAAAUAAUCAAGGUCCUCUCAAACGAAACCUACUGGAUACCCUUGGCGGGCCGUUUCCAAAAGUGUUUGCUCCCUUCAGUUUCCCAAUUGUCAACGGCCUUCAAAUCAAGCCUCAAGGUUUUCUUCAAGUUCCAAGUAAUUCAGAGCCCAAUCAACCAGUAUAACUCAAAGGAUCAUGAUAUCAAAGGCAAACAAGGAUUGCCAUCAAAUAGCACUCCAGAAAUUUCCAGCCAUGGCUACCUUUUAAUCACACAAGAAGAAUACAGAUUCAACAACUAUAACUUCCUUAAUUAUCAAAAGAAUAUGUAAUAAAGGUUGAAUAAAGUAUCACUUAACUCGUGCGCGCUUGUUCGUUGCGUUUAACUUGAAAUACAAUUAAGAUAACCCC